GGUUUUCAGUUCAGUCUCGCUGUGGAUAGGAUUGUGAUCAGUUGCUUAAAUUUAUGGUGGUUGAUCCUUGUGGAAAAAUGAAAAUUUUCUUGACCUUUACAAUAUUUUGUGUGAUUUUGGGAAUAGCAUCGUCGCAAAAUGUAGUGCACAAUUUUAAUCCGCUAGGUUCAAAUGAAACUGUUACAACUAUUGAAGCAGGAAGAGGUCCUGGCAUUGGACAAGUGAUCACUGGUCAACAGUGUACCGGAAAUGUUGGGUGUACAACUAGCAUUGUGGGUCCAAUCACAAAAAGGUGUCCAGUAGGCUAUGUUCUGGAUAACUACAUUUGCGUAAGGACACAAGUAAUAAGCAAGACAAGUGAGAAAAUUAUUAAAUGUUAUGAAGGAUAUCAUCUUUCCAAUGGUCAAUGUGUGCGAUAUAGCACGUCAUUUACUCAACAUCCUCUACAGUACAUCUGUCCUACUGGAUAUACGCUAAAUGGAAACCUGUGCUAUCCAAUUGUUAUAGAUAAUCCACCAGUUCAACCUCCAGUUAACCAACACCCAACUUUUCCACCAUCUACUCAAGGACAACUGGUUCAACAACCUCAGUGUCCAGCCGGAUUUUCCUAUAAUGGGGCUAAUUGUGUGCAGUAUAUUCCAAAUUGUCCAACCGGAUAUCAAUACUCAGGAAGAAUGUGCUAUCCGUCUUGUCAGGGGCAGAUUACAACGAACCCAUGUCCGUACACUCAACCCCAAAGCACUCCAUGUUCAUACCAAAAUUGUCCAACGUCCCAACAAAUUAAUCCCUGCUGCGGAUCUCCCACUAAUCCCCAAGUACCACCCACUGUUCCUGUCCAGCCAAUUCCAGCUACACCCCAAUGCCCUCCGGGACUUAUUCUAACUGGAAAUACUUGUUCGCAACGGAUUACAGAGCCAGAUACUGUACCGCCUUAUGAGGCAUGUCCUGAUGGAUAUGAAAAUAUUAACAACGAAUGUCGUAGGAACGAUGUAGACGUCAACAGGAUUCAACCUGAAAUAGUAUGUCCUGAGGGAUCAAAACAAACUGCACAUGGCUGCGUUAUCGAAAAAUGCGUGAACACAACGCAAAAUUGCGUCAAUACUCCUCCAUCAGGACCUACUAGUUGGCCAAGUUACUCAUCCGGCACAAACCAUCUCAGUAACUACAUUACCAAUCACAAUCCCGUCAACGUGACCAGCAAUGUCAAUGCUAAUAGCACAUCCCAUGUGAUUGUUCACCUUUCUAACGGAGAAACCCGAGUUAUUAGUGAUGGAGAAGAGAAAAUUAUUUAUGUGACCCCACAAACGCCAGUGUAUCCUGUGACAAUUCCAGUUCCAACGCCAGCCCCUGCACCGGUUCCAUUUCCAGAAAAAUGCUGCACGGUUGUCUCACCAAGAAUGUGCAAAGUGGUACAGAAUGGAACUUGGGGAUGCUUCCAUCGCAGAAAGGAAGUCUGCUCUAGUAUCUGUGACAGACCGAAGAUUUACUUGAGACCCAGACAACCAGUUUAUCGGCCACCCAUAAUGGUUGUUCCACCAAUGAGACAACGAGUUUCCAGCUGUCGUGGAUGCAGUUACCAAACUGCCCAUGACUGCUCAGGGUGCUACAGUCGAGGUUACUGUCCGCAAUAUUGUUCUCGGUAUGCCUGUUCGUCCUCAUCUGAAUGUGGCUAUAUGAACCAAGAAUCCUACUGCCAGGAGCAGGGUGGUGAGUUCUGCUCUCAGGAAUAUGGAUGUCUUGAGGGUGACUAUUGCGAAUAUUAAAUCUUCACUGCCCAUAUCAUAUGGAAGUCAAUUUGUGUGACCUCAAGCAGCAUAUCAGUGUGAUGAUUUUUUUUGUAAUCAUUCACAAAUUCAAAGUCGCUUAUCUUAUUAUGGUUGUCUUGAAAGUAAAACAACGCGAUAUAUGAUCUAAAUAUAAACUGCCAAAUACUGAAGUAA
This is a messenger RNA of Phlebotomus papatasi, 1940 nucleotides long. RefSeq lists its product as uncharacterized. The record is from RefSeq and is a predicted model, not a curated record. The coding region runs from base 54 to 1763 and encodes 569 amino acids. NCBI's taxonomy places the organism in Eukaryota, Metazoa, Arthropoda, Insecta, Diptera, Psychodidae. The transcript has 4 exons.